GCAUAUCGUACUUGUUGCGAGCGAGGCGGAAGGAGGAAUCAGCAGUUCGCUCAGUCCAACAUAAUACGCUCAGGAAAUGUCUAGUACCCCUACUGUCUAUCUCGUGUCCGGGUCUAAUAGAGGCAUAGGAUCGGGUCUUGUUACACUCCUUGCUGCUCGGGAGAACACGGUCGUCUUCUGUGGCUGCCGCAACCCUGCAGCAGCGACUGACCUCGACGCCCUCGUAGCCAAGCACCCAGGCAAAGUGCACAUCGUCAAGAUUGUCUCUGGCGAUUUGGAGGGCAACAAAGCCGCUGUAGAGGAGGUUAGGAAGAUUGCUGGGAGGCUGGAUGUCGCGAUCGCCAACGCGGCCAUUGGCAACUAUUUGGGGCCCGCUUUGCAGACCCCCCCAGAAGCUAUGAGGGAGCAUUUCGAGGUGAACGUCAUUGGCACCUUGGUUUUCUUCCAAGCUGUGUACCCCCUCCUUAAGGCCUCUACCGAGACUCCCAAGUUCAUUCCCAUUGCCUCCGGGGCUGGGUCCAUGACGGACGGAGCGCGUUUCCCAGUCCCCGUACUGGCGUAUGGAGCGAGCAAGGCUGCAGAGAACUAUUUAGCCAGGAAGCUGUGGUUCGAGUGUCCGGGGUUGAUUUGCGUGCCCAUUGAGCCAGGAGGUACGAAAACCGGGCUCACGGAAACUGUCAUCCAGGCUGUCCCGCAAAUGGCUAAUUAUCCCUUCCAGUCCGCGGAGGAGGCCGCGGCCAACCUGCUCAAGAGGAUUGACGAAGCUGAGCGGGGAGGAGAUGAUGGUCCAGGCUACUGGCUGCUCCCCUAUGCAGGGGCAGAGGACGACGUUCUACUCGACAUCCCUCCUCUGGUAUCCAGCGUCCUUGGGAUCUUGCCAGUGCCAACCGAGACUGCACCGAUCAUAACAAUAACAGUCACAACGACAGUAACUGCAACGACUACAGUAACAGAAGCAUGCAGUCCUUCGAUCACAUCUAGCUCUCCACCGAUGAUCUGGCGCCAGUCGUUGACCAUGACGGACCUUGAUGAGUGGAAUAUAACCAACUUCGCUUGUGGCAAACAGAACCUGAACAUUGUGUCAUCCAUCCCUCUCCCACUAUAUGCAUCAGCUCCUAUUGCUACAGAACUCGUUUCACUCACCAACGACAUCCCAAUCAUCAUCGCACGGGGACCAGGACCGUUGCCGCCCACCGAGUCGCCGUCACUGCUGCGCAUCACCUACCCUAUCCAUUCGUCCGACCCCUCCCUAACCCCCCUCGGCGGCGCCGACUUCUAUUCCAAUCCCCUUUCCAUAGCUCUCAAGAACGCCACUUCCGUAUCCCUGUCCUACUCAGUAUUCUUCCCCCUCGAGUUCGACUUCGUUCGGGGAGGGAAACUGCCGGGGUUGUAUGGCGGUGCAUAUGGAUGUUCGGGUGGGAAGAGUGCCGAGGAAUGCUGGAGCUCGAGAUUGAUGUGGCGGAGAGAAGGAGCAGGAGAGCUGUAUUUGUAUGCUCCAAAAGCGGCCCAGACUUCCGCGCUUUGCUCCACCCCACCACUCACUAUAUGCGGUAGUGCAGACGGGCAAUCCAUCGGUCGUGGGUCAUUUAAUUUCACUCGUGGAGCGUGGACACACGUGUUACAGAGGGUGACGCUUAACACCCCUGGGGAGUGGGACGGAGAGUUUGAGUUGUGGGCGAAUGGGAAGAGGGUGAUUAAGUUGGAUGGAAUGUACUGGAGAAAGGCUGCGACUCCCAGCACCCCUGAUGAAGGACAUGAGGAUGAAACUGGGGGAGCAGGCGAUGAAAGCGAAGAAAACUCCCCCCUUCUGGACCAGCUGCAGGGGAUCCUAAUCGAAACAUCCUCCCUAUCCCUCGGAUACUCAGGUUUUCUCCUCAAACCGGCCCUCGUACCCUCAAUGAACAAUACAACCCUUUCUCAGACAGCUUUGCGACCAAAUGCGAACGGCGUCGCUGGUGCAGGAACGCAUCGUCCACCCGAGCGAGGAACGAACACGAGUCUCAAGCCCAAAACGAGCAAGACUACCAAAGGAGCUACAUCUCCUCAUGGACCGCCCGGCUUCUCAGGCAUCUUCUUCUCGACUUUCUUUGGCGGCUCCGGUCCUGAAUGGGCUACUCCGGAGGAAACAUGGACGUGGUUCAAAGACUUUGAACUGGUGGUGCAUUACUAGCUCCUAGGCAACAGCAGUUGCCCAAGUUCAAAUGUCUUUGGGGUGGUCUUCCCUUACAAGUUCCAACUUCUCAUAUGCAGUCUUCAACACGAAGUUAACGAUGGGAUAGGUCUCGAAUGCGCUCGUCCGAACAUUGCAAUCUCGGGGGUAUGUCCGAUGUCCAUGUGCGAGCCAAGUGCAUGACUGAGGAGUGUUCGAGCCCUUGGUUAAUAUCGCCAGAGGAGAACAGCACUCGAGCAUGCUCAGAGAGUCGCCCAAAUAUCGCAUGUCGAAUAUUGAGUACUCAGUAUGCAAUAUUGCUGCAAAGCACUGACCUGUCCAUCCCUCCCACGUCUUUCAGUCCACUCGUUUCCGACCCGCCGUUAUCCUCGCCGGCAACCCAAGGUUUUCCCCAGGUUGAGGUUGAUCCGUCAUGAACUGCGAACUCCGUUUCCAUCGGAGGAGUAUGGCGGAGCAAAUGACAAAACUCUUGCUUCCGUCAGCGAUCCCCGUAUA
Dacryopinax primogenitus is the source of this 2665-nucleotide messenger RNA. RefSeq names its product NADP-binding protein. The record is from RefSeq and is a predicted model, not a curated record. NCBI's taxonomy places the organism in Eukaryota, Fungi, Basidiomycota, Dacrymycetes, Dacrymycetales, Dacrymycetaceae. The transcript has 8 exons. The coding region runs from base 77 to 2170 and encodes 697 amino acids.